AUGAAGGGGACACUUCUUCUGCUGGGCUUGCUGGUGACUGGAGAGCUGACCUUCUGGACAACAGAAGCAUGUGUUCCUUUCUUUGAAGUCUAUUCAAGUGUUGUCUCUGGAAGUAGGGUGUGGAUGUAUCAAGAACUCCAGGCAUUCAAUGCUACUGCAGAGGAAAAGAAAGCCAUGGACGCCAGCCCAGAAUGCCAGUCACACUAUAGAAGGGGCACUGUAAAAUCCUAUUUAGACUAUCUUUUCAAGGUAUUAAGACAGUAG
Mus musculus (house mouse) is the source of this 264-nucleotide messenger RNA. It is a transcript of the gene Scgb2b4-ps, whose product is annotated as secretoglobin, family 2B, member 4, pseudogene. The transcript has 3 exons. The coding region runs from base 1 to 264 and encodes 87 amino acids. NCBI's taxonomy places the organism in Eukaryota, Metazoa, Chordata, Mammalia, Rodentia, Muridae. The record is from RefSeq and is a predicted model, not a curated record.